UGGCUGUCAAGCUAUUGGCCAGUGAACAUGAAGCACGAGGAGAGGAUGGGAUUCCAAAAAAUUAUUUGUUUCUUAACUGGGCGAGAAAGAAUCAGUGCUUUCGUGGUUCAAGUGAAGAAAAAAUUCCACUAUGAAUAGAACUAUUUAAGUAUUUGAAGGGGACGAUUUGGGUCCCACAAAAAAGCAAAGAGCAUGCAGUUGCUGUAUCACUAUUAGCCUUGCAAGUCAGGAAUAUGGGCUCUCUCUUUAUAAUCCCAACUUCUGCACACCAAGUGCUCGACAAACUGCCAGGCGGCCACUUCCUUAUAGACACCGAGUCGAAUGACUGAGCCGACGACAUUAAGAGCAAGCGGAGAGAUGAACCAGUGGGUGGUCGACAUCAAUGCUGAAAUCUGCAAGCACAGCAAUGCUAAAAGCCAAGAAGAGCAGUCCAGGAAGAAGCGGUCCAUCUACAGGCUCCCUUCCCUCAUCUCCGAAACCAAGAAGGGACCCUACCAGCCCCAAGCAGUGUCGUUCGGGCCGAACCAUCACGGGGAGCUUCACCUGAUGCCCAUGGAGGAACACAAGCACCGCGCUCUCCUCAAUUUCGUGCAUAGAUCGCCUCUGCCUCUGGGCGUAAUCUUCAACGCCAUGGUCGAAGUGGCGCAGGAGCUCAAGGAUUCGUACAGCUCGCUCGAUUCCAAGUGGCAAGAUACUGAAAAAUUUGUGAAGCUAAUGAUUAUCGAUGGGUGUUUCAUGCUGGAAAUAUUGCGAGCAGCGGCACAAAAGUCUGAGAGUGAUAGGGAGACACAGGAGCGUGGGUGUGAUUAUUCCAAGGACGAUCCCAUAUUCGGCUCCCACGGGGAACUUUAUGCCAUGCCGUUUACCAGGCAGGAUAUGUUGCUCUUAUUUUUAAUUAUAAAAUAAUAUAAUUAAAAAUAAGAUAUAGUAAAUAAAUAUUAUUUAAAAUUAGCAAUGAUUAAUUAUCCUCUUUGUAAUUAAGCUUUGUGUGAA
Diospyros lotus (date-plum) is the source of this 993-nucleotide messenger RNA. RefSeq names its product UPF0481 protein At3g47200-like. Bases 322 to 906 code for a protein of 194 amino acids. The transcript has 2 exons. The record is from RefSeq and is a predicted model, not a curated record. Lineage: Eukaryota; Viridiplantae; Streptophyta; Magnoliopsida; Ericales; Ebenaceae.